Messenger RNA from Strongylus vulgaris, 690 nucleotides. The record is from the annotation of a GenBank genome assembly. NCBI's taxonomy places the organism in Eukaryota, Metazoa, Nematoda, Chromadorea, Rhabditida, Strongylidae.
UGCAAAGCAGCCCAUAGGAUUAUAAUACUCGACAAUAGCUUUAGAAAAAGAAAUAAGCACCUUUCGAACUACUUUGUUGCAGGUUCGCGAAACAUUAUACUUGGAGUAUUCCAUCGUCAAAAAAAUGAGCAGAAUGUUCCCGGUAAUUUCGUGGUGAUCCACUUCUUAGCUGAUAGUCGAAUGGAACAUUGGUUAUGGUGCUUCUCUAAACAACCAGAUAACAGAUAUCUCAUAAAACGUGCCAGUGUGCAACGAAUUAAUCGUGGUAAACGCGCCGCAUCCGAUGUUUGUGCUUGGACAGGACAUAUAGCUGAAUGUGAGCUGGAGGUUGAAGACGCUAUGAUUAUUACACCUGAGAAGCCAUUACGAGAACCUCGACAUGAACUCGUGGUAUGUAUGGCACCAAUGUACAUCUAUACCGAUUGGGAGAUUCUCCUCGUCAGUCUUGAGACAUGGUUGGCUCUUGGUGCUACCAAAAUUAUCGUGCCCAUACAGUCGGCGUCGUCUACAACUUACAGGAUUUUGAAGGAGUACGAAGAAAGAGGCUUCGUUAUAAUUCGUACUUGGCCCAAAUGGCCAAUAUUGACCGACUCUAAUCCCAAUGGAAUGGUAUUGAGCAGAGGUAAGAUAGUACUUCUGAUCCUCCCAUCUGCCCUUAUCAUUGACAUUUCCAGGCAUAGAGGAGUCGCA